This is a messenger RNA of Vicia villosa (hairy vetch), 6850 nucleotides long. Its product is annotated as histone-lysine N-methyltransferase SUVR5-like. The transcript has 12 exons. Bases 1795 to 6315 code for a protein of 1506 amino acids. NCBI's taxonomy places the organism in Eukaryota, Viridiplantae, Streptophyta, Magnoliopsida, Fabales, Fabaceae. Gene Ontology annotation, cellular component: nucleus. The record is from RefSeq and is a predicted model, not a curated record. Gene Ontology annotation, molecular function: zinc ion binding; protein binding; histone methyltransferase activity.
UGAUGUGCGAUUUUUUUAAAUUUUAAUUUUAUGGUUCAAUUUUAUGACAUGCAAUUACAAUUACAUGUUCGUUAUAUUGUAUAUAUGCCAUGGAUUUUUUGGUUAGGGUUUAUCAUCGUUUUAUCAUCGGUUUAGUGGCUAAUCUAUUAUAAUGUAGAGAUUUAAACUGAUUAUGCUAUUGGAUCUUCGUUAUUAAGGGUUGUUUUGACUUGAAUUUGGAUUUGCAUGUUCUGUUUUGUGGUUUUGGAAGUUGAAAAGUUUGAACAACGUUGUCAUCAAAAUUGUUACUGUUGUGGAUUUAUAUCUUCUGGAGAUGGAUCAAUUUGAUUCAUACCAUAACUGGGAGAAAUUUAUUAUUUGAAACCAACUUUAUUGGAUUUUUGGGUUUAAAGGUUAAUUAUUUCAUUAAAGGUGGAAAUUAAAAAAAAUUAUUUUUUUAAUGCUAAUAUUGUUUGAAUUUUCUUCACACUUUGUGGCAUUAAUAAACUAGUGAACUGAACUUAACGUAGUUAUUUACAAAUCAUGUUUGUAUUUACUGUGUGUGUAUUUAUUCAAAGUUUCCAUAAAAAUAAUCUGUUUUUGACUGAUUUAAAUUUGUUGUGGAUUUGUUCUUUUCAAAAUUAAUGAAAAAUACUGAUUUUUUUCUUUUAAAAUGGUGUCUUAAUUACUAAAGCUUCUUGGUUAUUAAAUGAUUUUUUUCUCUCAUUUGGGAAUUAAUCAAGAAAAUAUUGAGUGCUUUGUUAAUUCACACUGGACUCAUUCAAGCAGGGUGUAUGUUUUGAAUCCAUCAAACGUUGUUGAGUCUCUAUUAUUGUUUCAUUCCCUAUUUUUUUUUACUACUAUACUAUGAUAAAUCAUAUUUGAACUAUCUUGCAUAUGAUUCUGAUUAUUCAUUUAACUAGUUCAAACUUUUUUAUUCCUGUUUUAUUAACUCGAUAGUUGAAUGCAAUUAUCUGAUGUAGUCAUUAAAUUUUUUACUAAACAAGUAUUGUGAUCUGUCAUUGAUAAAGAAACUAUUUUCGUUAUAUACAUUAGUUAGUAGUAACCAAUGCUCUUAAAUAGCAGCUAUAGCGCCGCAACCGCUAUUGCGGCGCUAUACCAUUAUAGCGUAGCGGAAUUUAGACAUAUCACUAUCGUUUACGAUACGCCAUUUAGUACCAAAUGUUAUAAAAUUAGAGGCUGUUGUGGUGCCAUAGCACUACUGCAUAGCAGUAUUUUAAGAAUCCGUUUUUUUUCACAAUCCGCAAUGAACAUCCCUGAACAUGACUAUAUGAAAGUUUUGCUGUAAAAAAAAAUAUAUGAUGGUUUUUGUAAAAAAAAAAUACUGCAUGAAGCUUAAACAAGCAACUUAAUUAAUGUAGCAUGAAAUGAUUGAAUAGAUCUUGAAAUAAAUAAAAUGCGUUUAUCGAACAGUUUUUUAAAGUGGUCCUGCUUCAUAUUUCAAUAUAAAUGAUUUUUUUUUAAAUGUUUCUGUUUCGAGUUUAAUUCUAUUUCCCUUAAUAAUGUUAAGCAUGGUAGAGUAUUGAUUUAGUCACGGCUUACCAUACAAGAUGCUCUAGUCCUUAUCUAAGAAUAGUUUAGAAUUACAUGAGAUCCAGAACAGUGUUAACAAAUAUUUGCCGCAGCCUUGGCAACGUUUUGGCAGAUAUAUAUGGCAGUUUUCGGGCUCGCCACAAUGGUAAAUACGCCAUAAUCCACUAUAACGGCGCCGCAAAGCAGCCAAUAUGGGUGGUAAGAUAGGGAGUCAUCAGUCAUAGCGUGUGUAUAGUAUAGACUGUAUUUACACAUUUUAUCAUGGAAGUACUUCCUUGUUCUGGCGUUCAAUAUGCCGGGGAAUCUGAUUGCCCUCAACGCGGUUCAGAAACAACUUUUAUCUACCAGGAAGGACCUAGUUGCCCUGAAAACGCCGAACAAGCUAAAUUGGCAGAUGAUCCACUGAAUGAAUCACUGCAUAACAUGCAAGGGCCAGAGAUAGAAAUGCAAGAUGACGGGACACAGAAUGUGUGUGCUCCGUUGACUAAUUCGAAUUGCCAAUGCAAUGGAGCUUCGUGUUGUGACUGUCAAGCAGAAGAUCAAAAGAAUUACAGUGGUUUCGUUGAUUUUGAUGAUGAAAUGAUGAAUGAACGUUACCUAACCUCUGAGAAUUCUCUCGCUGUUCAUGAUACAAUUGAAAAUGAAUCACCAAACAACGGUAGGGAAGGAGACUUGUCAUUUUCUGAACCCCAGUGGCUAGAGGGAGAUGAAUCUGUUGCAUUGUGGGUCAAGUGGAGAGGGAAGUGGCUGGCUGGUAUCCGAUGUGCAAGGGCUGACUGGCCAUUAUCAACUUUGAGAGCAAAACCAACUCAUGACCGAAAGAAGUAUUUUGUCAUAUUUUUUCCGCACACGAAGAUUUAUUCUUGGGCAGAUACGCUGCUGGUUAGGUCAAUUGAUGAGUUUCCGCAUCCUGUUGCAUACAAGACUCAUCAGGUAGGACUGAAAUUAGUAAGGGACUUAACAGCUGCACGGCGGUUUAUAAUGCAAAAGCUAGUUGUUGGCAUGUUGAACAUCGUUGAUCAGUUUCAUCUUAAUGCUUUAACAGAAAUUGCUCGCGAUGUGAAGGUCUGGAAGGCAUUCGCCAUGGAGGCUUCUCAUUCUAAUGGUUAUUCUGAUUUUGGAAGAAUGCUUUUAAAGAUACACAAUAGCAUCCUGGGGCAAUACAUAAGGGCUGAUUGGUUACAGUAUUCUUCUCACUCUUGGGUUGAACGAUGUCAGAGUACAAAUAGUGCGGAAUCGGUAGAACUGCUGAAGGAGGAAUUGUUUGAUUCUAUUUUGUGGAAUGAUGUCAACAAUCUCUGGGACUCACCAGCACAACCAAUAUUAGGUUCUGAAUGGAAAACCUGGAAGCAUGAUGUAACGAAAUGGUUCUCAGCAUCACCUUCCUUGUCUAGCAGCAAAGACACUCCUAAACAGAUUUCUGUUGAUCCAUACCAAACAAACCUGCAGGCUUCUAGAAAAAGGCCUAAACUUGAAGUUCGUCGUGCAGAUACACAUGCUUCAAAAGUGGAGUUUAAGGGUUCAGAUCACACUAUUGCUCUUGUGAAUGACCCUGGUUUCUUUAAGAAUCAGGAGACAUUGAGCACAUUAACACCCGAGACUUUUAAACAUGAAAAUAUUAGAAAUGUAUCUAUCACAAAUGAUAUGUCCAGUAAUUUGACCAACAAUUGGAAUGAAAUUGUAGUUGAGGCUGCUGAUUCUGGAUUCUUGCAUGCCAAAGAAAUUGAAUCAACACCUAUAAAUGAAAUGGUUGCUGUAAACUCUGUGGAUCCUGGUAGUAAGAAUCGACAAUGUAUAGCUUUCAUUGAAGCCAAAGGAAGACAGUGUGUGAGAUGGGCAAAUGAGGGAGAUGUAUACUGUUGUGUGCACUUAUCCUCUCGUUUUUUGGCCGGCUCAGCAAACGCCGAAAACCCGGGUCAAACUGAUACUCCUAUGUGUGAUGGUACAACUGUUGUGGGUACUAAAUGUAAGCAUCGGGCUCUACCUGGAUCAUUAUACUGUAAGAAACAUCGGCCUAAUGCUGAAACAGAACAGGUCUCAUGGUUACCCCAAAGUACUAUAAAGAAGAAACAUGAAGAAAGUUAUACUGGUUCAGAGAACAUGUUCUGUAAAGACAUAGUAUUGGUAAAGGCUGAAGGUUCACUGCAAGUGGAUCCAGCUCCAUCCGUUGCUGGUGAUUCAUUACAUGGAGAAAACAACUUGUCUGAGAAGCCAAUGCAUUAUGUUGCACUGGAGGCUCCGAUCUGUAUAGGAUCUCCUCCAUUUGAUAAUACAAAUCCUUGUAGGGAAGCUCCUAAGCGCUAUUCCUUAUACUGUGAAAUCCACCUUCCAAGUUGGCUUAAACGAGCAAGAAAUGGGAAGAGUAGAAUAGUAUCAAAAGAAGUGUUCUCAGACCUUUUGAGGGGUUGCAGCUCGUGGGAGCAAAAGAUACAUCUGCAUGAAGCCUGCGAGCUUUUUUAUAGGCUAUUCAAAAGCAUUUUAUCAUUAAGAAACCAAGUCCCUAAGGAUGUCCAAUUUCAAUGGGCUUUGACCGAAGCCUCUAAAGAAUUUGGUGUUGGGGAAUUUUUUACUAAGUUGGUUCUUAGUGAAAAAGAGAGAAUCAAAUCAAUGUGGGGAUUCAAUGAUGACAUGAAUGUAUCAUCUGUAAUAGCAGAAGAACAACAACAACCACUCUUGCUCUUGCCACCCACAAUUAAUCAGAGCUGUGAUGAUGAAAAUGCCAUUAAGUGUAAGAUAUGUUCAACACAAUUUCCUGAUGACCAAACACUUGGUAACCACUGGAUGGACAGUCAUAAAAAGGAAGCACAGUGGCUGUUUAGAGGCUAUGCAUGUGCCAUUUGUCUGGAUUCUUUUACUAAUAAGAAACUAUUGGAAACCCAUGUUCAGGAGAGACAUCAUGUGCAGUUUGUCGAACAGUGUAUGCUUCUCCAGUGCAUUCCUUGUGGGAGUCAUUUUGGAAAUUCUGAACAAUUAUGGCAGCAUGUUUUAUCAUCUCAUCAUGUUGAUUUUAAGCCAUCUAAAGCUCCGGAGCAGCAAACUUUCUCUACUGGCGAAGGUUCACUGGUAAAACAUGACCAGGGAAAUUCGGCUGCUUUGGAAAAUAAUUCUGAGAAUCCAGGUGGUCCACGGAGGUUUAUUUGCAGGUUUUGUGGGUUGAAAUUUGAUUUACUACCUGACCUAGGACGGCAUCAUCAAGCUGCUCAUAUGGCGCCCAAUCUGGUUAGCAACCGUCCCGCUAAGAGGGGGGUUCGCUAUUAUGCAUAUAAAUUAAAAACUGGCAGGCUAAGCCGCCCUAGAUUUAAAAAAAGUUUGGCAGCCGCGGCCUCAUUAAGGAUGAGAAAUAAAGCUAAUGCUAAUUUAAAGCGAUGCAUUCAGGCAACAAAGUCAAUCGGUGUGGAAGAAACAACCGUGCAACCUCAUAUAACAGAAACAACAAAUAUCAGUGGAUUGACAGAACAUCAAUGUUCAGCUGUUGCCAAAAUUUUGUUUUCAGAAAUUCAGAAAACUAAACCUCGGCCUAACAAUCUUGAUAUUUUAUCAGUUGCUCGCACUGCUUGCUGCAAAGUUCAUCUAGUAGCAUCACUGGAAGAGAAAUUUGGAGCUCUACCUGAAAGGCUCUAUUUAAAGGCAGCAAAACUUUGCAGUGAGCGUAAUAUUGUUGCGAAAUGGCACCAUGAGGGAUUUGCUUGUCCCCGAGGUUGCAACUUGUCAAAGGAUCAAGGCUCACUAUCUCCUUUAGAAUCUCUUCCAAAUGGUUUCGUAAUGUCAAAAUCUGUAAAUUUGUCUGAUCCUACGGGUGAUGAGUGGGAUGUUGACGAGUUUCACUGCAUAAUCGAUGCACAAAGUUUACAAUUAGGUUCACGGAAAAGGGCUACUGUAUUGUGCGAUGACAUUAGCUUUGGGAAGGAGUCAGUUCCAGUUAUUUGUGUAGUAGAUCAAGAACUUCUACAUUCUCUAAAUGAGCAAGGGUUUAAUGAACAAGAUGUAAUCUCUUCUAAACCUUGGGAGAGUUUUUCCUAUGUUACGAAGCCAAUAAUUGAUCAAUCCCUAAGUCUUGGUUCAGAGAGUCCACAAUUGGGAUGUGCCUGCUCAUAUUCUACCUGCGGUCCUGAAACAUGUGAUCACGUAUACCUAUUUGGUAAUGACUAUGCUGACGCAAAAGACAUAGCUGGGAAACCAAUGCGAGGCAGAUUCCCAUAUGAUGCAAAUGGUCGAAUAAUAUUGGAGGAAGGUUACCUUGUCUAUGAGUGUAACCAUAUGUGCAGAUGCAACAAAUUCUGUCCAAACAGAAUAUUACAGAACGGAGUACGAGUCAAAUUGGAAGUCUUCAAAACAGAGAAAAAGGGAUGGGCAGUAAGGGCUGGAGAAACUAUUCUACGCGGAACAUUUGUGUGUGAGUACAUAGGAGAGGUUUUAGAUGUACAGGAGGCACACCGCAGGCGCGAAAGAUAUGGCGAAGGGAAUUGCAGUUAUUUCUACGACAUCAAUACUCGAGUUAAUGAUAUGAGCAGAUUGAUGGAAGAACAGGUUCAAUAUGUGGUUGAUGCUACUAAAUAUGGAAAUGUGUCGAGGUUCAUCAAUCAUAGCUGCUCACCGAAUCUUGUGAGUCACCAAGUUCUUAUAGAGAGCAUGGAAUGUGAGCGUUCACACAUUGGUUUUUAUGCAAGUCGAGAUAUUUCUGUAGGCGAAGAGCUGACAUAUGGCUUUCAGUAUGAGCUUGUGCCCGGUGAAGGAUCUCUCUGUCUUUGCGAAUCAUCAAAUUGUAGAGAACGACUUUACUAGAACCUCGACGCUGCAUGUGCUUCUGCAACAAGAUUUUCAGAUUUGCCAAUUUGAGCCUAAAUUAACAAGAUGAAAUGAAAUCAAUCAAUCUCCUGACACAAGCAACCUGUAAAGUAGUCGCAGCUAUAAUUUAUUGGCCGGCUCUAUAGAAAACUUCAUAGGAUUCAAGUGAUUUGGAUUUUUAGCCGGCCACAUUCCGUCUGCCUCCGUCUCUGGUAGAGUAUGUCUUAGUAGCUUAGUGCACAAUCUUUCUCCUCUCUAAUGCUUAAGUCUAUAAUUUUUCUCCAUGGAAAACUUAGGAACAUCUCUCUCUUUGUUUUCUUCCCUAUCUUAUCCCUAUCAACUUUCCAAGGAAAGAAACUCCAGUCAAAAGUCCUGCAGGAAACGAAAGAAAUGUCUCUGCAGUUCUUAUAUAUGACAUCUCUCUUCAAUUUGGAUCUAUGGUUCAAUUUCAUUAUUAGUAGUGUUCUGGGAUUGUACUUGUACAUAUGUUUAUACCUUUUUGAUAUAUUUGCUCCUCACUUUCUUUUGCUGA